UAAAAUGAUUAGGUACCUAGUAUCAACCUAGCCAUCCAACCUUAUAUUAAUAACUAGGAAAAUAAAGGGUUGGAGCCUCUGUGUUUCUUUGUUGAAAAAUCUGCUACUAUUAUUAGAUCUGUGAAAACAAUUGAAAAUUCGGUUAUUAUCACCUUAAAAGUACAAAACCUAUAGAUUUUGAAAAUGUAAUUAUUUUUCUGUAGGCAUAGUUAAAAAGAUUUUGUAAAUGUUAUAAAUCAGUUUCUUUAUAAGCGGUUUAUUUAGAUAAAUUUUGUUAUACUGACAUGAUUCACUAAUUUUCUAAAUAUAAAUGGUUCAGCUCUUAGUUAUUUUUAAACUAAUGACCUGUGUUAUACUUCCUAUUUUUAAUGGGCUUUUAUGAUGUUUUAGGUUUUUUUGAAUCCCGUGUCCUUCAAGUGCUUUCUAACUUUGAGAGGAAGAAAUUGACCACCUGGACUAUGGAACUUUGGUUGAAUCUGGCGAUGUGGAACCCAUGGAUAUGGAGGGCUGACUAUAUACACCAUGUUUUUUCCUGGCACAUCACUCAACUACUAUUAGCUGGCGAGUCAACUCACGUUGUUGGAAUGACUAGGGACAACUAGACUUCAAGUGAUCUUUCAUCCCAGGAAUAUAAAUAGUUUCUGGAAAGGACACUGACAACUUCAAAGCAAAAUGAAGUUCUUUCUGUUGCUUUUCACCAUUGGGUUCUGCUGGGCUCAGUAUUCCCCAAAUACACAACAAGGACGGACAUCUAUUGUUCAUCUGUUUGAAUGGCGAUGGGUUGAUAUUGCUCUUGAAUGUGAGCGAUAUUUAGCUCCCAAGGGAUUUGGAGGGGUUCAGGUCUCUCCACCAAAUGAAAAUGUUGCAAUUCACAACCCUUUCAGACCUUGGUGGGAAAGAUACCAACCAGUUAGCUAUAAAUUAUGCACAAGAUCUGGAAAUGAAGAUGAAUUUAGAAACAUGGUGACUAGAUGUAACAAUGUUGGGGUUCGUAUUUAUGUGGAUGCUGUAAUUAAUCAUAUGUCUGGUAAUGCUGUGAGUGCAGGAACAAGCAGUACCUGUGGAAGUUACUUCAACCCUGGAAGUAGGGACUUUCCAGCAGUCCCAUAUUCUGGAUGGGAUUUUAAUGAUGGUAAAUGUAAAACUGGAAGUGGAGAUAUCGAGAACUACAAUGAUGCUACUCAGGUCAGAGAUUGUCGUCUGGUUGGUCUUCUUGAUCUUGCACUGGAGAAAGAUUAUGUGCGUUCCAAGAUUGCCGAAUAUAUGAAUCAUCUCAUUGACAUUGGUGUUGCAGGGUUCAGACUUGAUGCUUCCAAGCACAUGUGGCCUGGAGACAUAAAGGCAAUUUUGGACAAACUGCAUAAUCUAAACAGUAACUGGUUCCCUGCAGGAAGUAAACCUUUCAUUUACCAGGAGGUAAUUGAUCUGGGUGGUGAGCCAAUUAAAAGCAGUGACUACUUUGGAAAUGGCCGGGUGACAGAAUUCAAGUAUGGUGCAAAACUCGGCACAGUUAUUCGCAAGUGGAAUGGAGAGAAGAUGUCUUACCUAAAGAACUGGGGAGAAGGUUGGGGUUUCAUGCCUUCUGACAGAGCACUUGUCUUUGUGGAUAACCAUGACAAUCAACGAGGACAUGGGGCUGGAGGAGCCUCUAUUCUUACCUUCUGGGAUGCUAGGCUGUAUAAAAUGGCAGUUGGAUUUAUGCUUGCUCAUCCUUAUGGUUUUACACGAGUAAUGUCAAGCUACCGUUGGCCAAGACAGUUUCAAAAUGGAAACGAUGUUAAUGAUUGGGUUGGGCCACCAAAUAAUAAUGGAGUAAUUAAAGAAGUUACUAUUAAUCCAGACACUACUUGUGGCAAUGACUGGGUCUGUGAACAUCGAUGGCGCCAAAUAAGGAACAUGGUUAAUUUCCGCAAUGUAGUGGAUGGCCAGCCUUUUACAAACUGGUAUGAUAAUGGGAGCAACCAAGUGGCUUUUGGGAGAGGAAACAGAGGAUUCAUUGUUUUCAACAAUGAUGACUGGACAUUUUCUUUAACUUUGCAAACUGGUCUUCCUGCUGGCACAUACUGUGAUGUCAUUUCUGGAGAUAAAAUUAAUGGCAAUUGCACAGGCAUUAAAAUCUACGUUUCUGACGAUGGCAAAGCUCAUUUUUCUAUUAGUAACUCUGCUGAGGAUCCAUUUAUUGCAAUUCAUGCUGAAUCUAAAUUAUAAAAUUUAAAAUUAAAUGCAUAUCCUCAAAACAAUA
This is a messenger RNA of Homo sapiens (human), 2242 nucleotides long. RefSeq names its product amylase alpha 2B (gene AMY2B). NCBI's taxonomy places the organism in Eukaryota, Metazoa, Chordata, Mammalia, Primates, Hominidae. The coding region runs from base 673 to 2208 and encodes 511 amino acids. Gene Ontology annotation, biological process: carbohydrate metabolic process. The transcript is spliced from 12 exons. Gene Ontology annotation, cellular component: extracellular region. Gene Ontology annotation, molecular function: cation binding; catalytic activity; chloride ion binding. The record is from RefSeq and is marked reviewed.